AUGGCUUCGCACAAGCGCGAUAUGGCUGGUCCUGUGGUCUUUACCCUCACACCAGUGAACACUGUCUCUGAGAAGGUUGUGGAAGACAAACGCAACGAGCUCUUUUGCAAACGACCCAAGCAGCGCAAAGCUCCCAAGGAGAUCUUCGUCACGUUCAACCCCCAUCGCUGCGAUGGACUCUAUCCAUCGACAGUUGGCCGAAAGGGACACGUCAAGCUCGCCGAUUUACCCUUUGUUGUCAACAACCAGUGCUCCUUCCAGAUCCACAAGGACACUGGAGAGGUUAUGAUUGUCGAUGAAUCGCCUAGCCAGACCUGUAGUGUGACCUUUGGCACCAUAGCCCAGGACUUCCGUGAGUUCAAGAACUUUGGAGCCCUGGUCAUCUGCCCGUCUGCUACAAACAUCAUGCUCCACUUCGGCAACAGAGGAAACGCUUCUUGGAUGACAUGGCGUAUCAAGUGGCGCAUGGACGAGCCGAUCGACCUGCAAGAUUGGGCGGACAAGGCAGGGUUCCAUGCUAGGACUGGACAAGACAUGGCACUACGAAGUAUUCCGCCUACCAGACGUUUGGAACCCAAUGGCAUUCCUGCAGUCCCCUUUGAAACUCGAUAUCUUCCACGACAGGAUAUCAAAGUCACACCUGACGUAGGAGUCACCAAGGGUGUUGACGCACUCACUGGUCAUCUUGUUGUCAUCAAGCUGGUCAUGGAUUCAGUGGAGCGUCACAAUCGCUUAGUAGGAGAGGCGAGAAAGGAACUCACCACCGAUUUGGACCAUCCUCAUUUGAUCGAGUUCCUCCAGGUCGAAACGUUGAUUAACCGCUUCUACCUUGUCAUGGAGCUACAGGAUGGUGAUGCGAGCCAACUUGCGAGGUCCGACGAGUUUGAGAAAGCGAGAGGUUUGUUCGAGGUUGGAGACAACAUCGGCCGCCCUCUGUUCCAUCAGAUGCUACAGGCUCUGGAUUAUCUUGCGCUCAGGAAUAUAAUCCACCGGGAUGUGAAGCCUCAUAACAUCCUCUACCGCAUUGUCGGUGGCACUAUCCAUUACCGGCUUGCAGACUUUGGCAUCGCCACAACAGCCCCCCACCCGACGGUUCUCAGCGGGACCCGGAUGUUUAUGGCACCAGAGGUCUUGGUCCCUGGCUCUCAGCGGCAUACAACGAUGAUUGACAUUUAUUCACUAUGUGCCUCCAUCUGUUGGAUAUUCGCCUUCGAAAUGGGUCAAGACGAAAUCUAUGAUCAUCGCGCUUCCGUCGGUUUGGCUUGGCUUUCUGUUCUGCAGGGUAUGGCGGAGGUGUAUCCGUGGAGGCGUACUUCAGCAGGCAAUGUGUUGACGACGAUGUUUGGAGGAGUUGGGCGAGUCACUCGUUAG
Molecule: messenger RNA, 1371 nt
Organism: Fusarium pseudograminearum CS3096
Lineage: Eukaryota; Fungi; Ascomycota; Sordariomycetes; Hypocreales; Nectriaceae
Exons: 2
Coding region: 1-1371 (456 amino acids)
Biological process (GO): mitotic DNA damage checkpoint signaling; protein phosphorylation
Cellular component (GO): nucleus
Molecular function (GO): ATP binding; protein serine/threonine kinase activity
Source: RefSeq, a predicted model, not a curated record